This is a messenger RNA of Xyrauchen texanus (razorback sucker), 2774 nucleotides long. RefSeq names its product exopolyphosphatase PRUNE1-like. Gene Ontology annotation, molecular function: exopolyphosphatase activity. The transcript is spliced from 8 exons. The record is from RefSeq and is a predicted model, not a curated record. Lineage: Eukaryota; Metazoa; Chordata; Actinopteri; Cypriniformes; Catostomidae. Bases 142 to 1500 code for a protein of 452 amino acids. Gene Ontology annotation, cellular component: cytoplasm.
UGUGUGUCUUCGUUUCUGUUCACGCUAACCUCUGAAUUCCACUGCUAAAACUUACUGUACACAUUUCAGAGACACUCAAGUGCAUUUUGACUAACUUGUAGGCUACUUCACUACGUGAAAACCCUCGGGUUGCGUGUGACAAUGGAGGCAUAUUUACGAAGCUGUCGCGAUGUGCUUAAGGGUUGUAGUAAGAACACCCCUGGGCUGCAUGUCAUAAUGGGGAAUGAGGCUUGUGAUAUGGACUCCAUGGUAUCAGCACUGACCUUCGCCUACUUUCUUUCAAAGACUCUGGACUCUAAGAGGGUACCAGUGCCUGUACUCAAUAUACCACGGGCUGAGUUUCCCUUGCGUUCUGACAGUAUAUUUCUGCUAAGAGAGACUGGAUUAUCCCAGGACCACCUGCUGUUUAGGGACGAGGUUGACCUCUGUGGCCUGCACAAGGCUAAACAGCUCACACUGACACUGGUUGACCACAACGUUCUGCCCAGUGCUGACAGUGAGCUGGAAGAAGCUGUUGUGGAAGUGAUUGACCAUCACCUCCUACAGAGGACCCCAUCUCCGUCCUGUCCUGUCACUGUGGAGACAGUGGGCUCCUGUGCCACCUUGGUGACAGAGCGCAUUGCCCAGAAAGCACCUGGGGUGCUCGACCAACAAGUGGCUCAGCUUUUAUAUGGUACCAUUAUCUUAGACUGUGUAAACAUGGCACCCGAGGCAGGUAAAGUCACCCCUAAGGACAGCCAGUAUGCCAUGUUUUUGGAGAAGCGUUUUCCAAAGCUGCCUCCAAGGAGUUCUCUAUUUCAGUCUCUACAGAAUGCCAAGUUUGAUGUGUCAGGCCUCUCAACUGAGCAGAUGCUGUUGAAAGACAUGAAAGUAGCAUCCGGUGGGGAUCUGAGACUGGUUGUCAGUGCCAUUUACAUGACACUAGAGGCUUUUCUACAGAGACGUGGCCUACAGCAAGACCUCUGUGAGUUCUGCCACAAUCAUAACUAUAACCUGGUGAUUGCCAUGACAAUCUCUUUCAAUGACAACAAAGAGCCCUUCCGACAGCUCGCCGUCUAUAGUUCCAGCACUGUCUACAGGGAAGAGAUGAGUAAAGCACUAGAAAAGGCCAAAAAUCCCAGUCUGGAUCUUCGGCCAAUGAGCAGUCCAUAUUCCGAUGUAAAGGUCUAUGUGCAGGGUAACACUUUGGCGUCAUGGAAGAAGGUAUUGCCUUUAAUCUCAGACUUCCUAAAGGAAAGGGAGAGGAAAUUGGCUCAGAUUGGGAACAUUGAAGACCUUUAUCUGGACGAUGAUUCCAAUCAGGACCAGAGUGACUCGCAGCAGCAAUGUGUUGAAGAUGCUGGAAUUGAGGACGAUACCCAAUUCCCUCCAACACCAAUGAACAGUCUGGUGGAAGGCUGUCCUUUGGACAAUGGCCUGCCAAAAAUAAAUCCUGAGGUGUUGGUGGAAAGAGUUAGGAAGAUGGCAAGCAUGGAGGACCAGUCUCCUGAAGGACAGUGAAGGAAGAUCUGUUUUUCUACAGAGUCCUUCGUAACAGCUGGAGAAGGCCAGUCCUUCUACUUCUUCAAGAAGAUGCAGUGCACAUACAGAAGCGCACAAGGGCAAGAAAAUAAAAUGCCUCUUUUUUGAUCUGGUUAACUGACAAAGGUACGAUAUGGUCGAAAGAGACCUUUUUGUUGACAUUCUAAGUACAUAUUGACUGGUACAUAUAGGUUGAAAUGGAACAUACAUCAGAUUAUUUAAAGUUUGGAUAUCAUAAAUUAUAAAUUAUCAAAAUAUUUCAGGUUUGGGCUAAUUAUUGAUUGGUUCCAGUUUUAUUCAUAUUCUGAUCUUCCCCUAAAAUAAUCAAAAGUCUGAUUUGCUUUGACGCCCCCUCUGUCCAGGCUAUCUCUUUAUAGAUCUUAUCAAUAUAUUUAAGCUCGUUCUGUUCCACAAGUGACUGCAAGCAUUCGCUGCAAAACUGUUAAAAAAUGUAUUCCUGGUGUGUGCUACGAUACAAGUAGUUAUAUGGAUGCUAGCUAUUGUGGCUUCAAACCUAUGUUUUAUUGAUCUUUGUAGUAUUAAGUACCAUAAUUUUAAACUUAAUUAUUUUCACUGACUCGAAACCAGUUCUCAACAUAUUUUAAGUUUGUUCUCAGUUUGCCAUCACCCAGUGAAGUGUCUAAACAUUACAAAUCAAUGCACCAUUAAGUCCUGCCUUCGAGUAGUUACUAACUUUAGUAGUUUAGUUGUAAGUGAAGGAUGUAUGGGGACAUUACAUUGAUGUAUACACAGAAACACACAACAGCGAUUCCGUGCCAAUUAUAUAGUAACGGUGGAGAAGAUCCCUCUUACAAAGCAAAACCAGGUGGGACUUGACAAAAGUAAAGUACUUUGUCUUUGUAAGUUGGAAUUUUACCAAUGAAGGAUGUCAAAUCUUAACUAUCACCUACAAACCAAACAUGAUGUAUGGCACUCAUGAGGGGCCGCUGCGCAGCUUGUUGGAGUUUUUUUUGGAUUGUCUAUUGGUGCUCAAAGUGGGCAGAGCCAGUGCUAAAAUCAGAAUAAGACCUUGUUCGUUUUUGGAAUUGCCAUAUUAAAAUACUACUCUUACUAUUUCUGUUAUAUAGAUAUGACAGAAGCAGUAAGAGUAGGAUAAGUAGCAUGCCAUUACGGACACAGCCACUAGCUGGGUUUCCAUCCAAAUGUUUGACAUUUCUGAAAAAUCGACUGACGUAAAUUCUAAACAUUGCACGUUUCUAUCAACUGUGUUAUGCACAUUAUCUAGAGGGAGC